AUGGAUGAUCUGCUAUAUUUGAUUGCGAAAGAAAACAUCUAGGCUAAGUCUGAGCUAUUUCACUUGAGAGAAAAGGUGCUGAGGAUGUUCUCUAUAAUUACUAAGGAUAUGACGUAAGAGGAUAUACUACUGAAAUGGAAUAAUCUUGGAAAGUUCUUAGAUAUCAUUAAGCAAUAUCUUGAGAAGAGUGAGAAUCAGAUAAGUUUGACAACUAUUUAUACUAAAAAGAUACUUUACAAUUUAGAGCAAAGAUAAGAAUCAAUACCAAUCUAUGGAGAUACUUUGCUACCAGUGUCACAAAAUUGCUUUACAAAAGAUAAAGAUGCUCUUUAAAAUAUUCAGUUUGAUAUAGUAUUUGUCUAGGGCCAGGAGUCUCAUCCCUUAAGAACUUGGUUUAUGAGUAGAGAUCAAGAAAAGAUUUGGCCAUUAGAAUUAUUAUCCAGCGAAUACUCAUAAUAAAAUCCUAGAAUAAUAUUUGUUAGAUAUGACUCAAGAAGAUUACAGUGCGAGCAUCAGACUUUUAAUAUUCCAGAUCAUUCCUUUGAGGAUCUUGCUAAUAAGCUACAAAAAGACUUAAAAAAUGCUGGAGUGGGUAAGAGACCAUAUGUGAUAAUACCAUAUUCAAUGGGAGGAAUAGUUACUAGAACUAUGCUGCUACAGCAUCCAGAAUAGAAAACCAACUUAAAGGGAGUGAUGUUCAUUGGAUCCCCAUUAAUUGGAUCUGAUAUGAGAGCCUAGAUUAAUGAAGAUAUGAAGGGUUUGAUACCUAUACUGAAUAAUUUCAUGAACCCAGUGGAUAAUGCUAUUUCAAAUGCUGACUACAAUUAGCAUUUCUUGUUUGAGGGAUUGUAAAUUAUCAAUAGCAUUUAAUAAUAUAGCCCGUUAUCUAAAAUGACAACCAAUGUUGAUGAUGCAGUCAACUAUGAACACCAUAACAGGAAUUUUUUGGAUUUAAAUUUUCCCUAUAAGAUAUUGAUAGAGGAUAAAAAGACUAUGUUGAAGAUUAUUGGUAAGGGCUACUACUAUGUGCCAUUGCAUAUGGGGGUCUUAGAACCUCAUAAAGAGGAUUCCUUCAAAGUGAUGAAAGGGAAAAACCAUGGAAAUUUAUAGUAGGCUGUUGAUAAAAAUGAUUAGACAUACAUUGAAGUAAAACAAUUCAUAGAUGAAGUUCUCAAUCUUAAUUCAUUCAAUUAGUAGUUAGCAUGA
Messenger RNA from Stylonychia lemnae, 1206 nucleotides. NCBI's taxonomy places the organism in Eukaryota, Ciliophora, Spirotrichea, Sporadotrichida, Oxytrichidae. The record is from the annotation of a GenBank genome assembly.